UGACAAUCUAAUAACAAUCCCCCUCCACUGCCAUCGUCCUUUUACCAUUUCUUCUCUUCAUGAUAUCCACCUCAAAUGGAGGCCUACUUUUUCCUCCACUAUAUUUUCAUUACCAUCUUCAUCCUCUUGAUUUGUACCCCCCUAGCUUACUGUAAUGAUGAUGAUGAUGAUUAUCAGCAGUAUAUGCCAUACUGUUCUGCCUGCCAGAAUUCAGGUGGGAGAUGUGAAUCAAACAUUACAUCGCUUGAGUUCUUAUGCCACUGCCCCGACCGAUCUUACCCUCGAAUAUGUCUCAAACCUGGUACGCAUGUUUAUUCUUUUCACAUUAACAUGAUGUUUCUCUUCAUUGUUUUCCUCUCUAUGAUUCUUGAUCUUAAACAUCCUAAAGGAACUGUUCUAACUUAGGAAAUUCAAAAUUUUGACAUUUAAAACUCAACUUACCUUCAUAAUCUUAGGAUUUGACUAGUUAGGUGGGUUUUAAUUCUAGUUCAAGUUAUUAACUGGUGAAUGUUUUUUCUUGAACUAGAUAGACAGACUUAAUUCGAGUUCGAGUUUUGGUUGUAUCAAUAGAUGCUAUUUCUUGGCAGUUUCAUCCUUCAUAGUCAUAGAGGUAGGUCAAACUUCUAAAUCAAAUUGUUAUCUUUCUUCCUCUGACAAGAAAGAUAAUUGUACAUUGAAAAUUCUAUGAAGCUCGCUGUCUUUCUUAAUUUCUUGGUCAAGUUUUAAUAUUCUAGGUAGCUUUUAAGUUUUCACAUUAUAAUAGUACUAUUAUUAUCAGAGGAAAAGGAGGGAUGACAUUGACCAAGACCUUCCAUUUGGCUUUAUGCAAAAAUCUCUUUAACUCGAAACAAAUAAACCCAUCUCAUCGUCUCCUACCAAUUCCUUUCUAGUUUUCCUCCAUAACUCCCACAAAUGGAAAUGCUUCCUCAACCCAUUUUUUCAUCCACUUUUGUGUGCAUCAUCACCAUCUUUUCCAUCUUGUCCUUUCUCCCACCAUCAUACAGUGAUCCCUUGGAUGAUUUCGUCGAGUGCAGCCGUUCUCCUUCCCUCGAGUGCGGCAGCUAUGGAACCUUUUACUAUCCCUUUUGGAACGGCAAUACUCCGGAGCAUUGUCGUCCGGUUGGAUUCUACUUGAAAGACUGCGAAGGGGUUCCCACAAUAGACUUUGGCCCAAAUAGUUCAUUCUUCCUGCAGUACGUAAACCCAUCAGAUUACAACAAAUUGACGAUUGCUCCAACGAAAUUAGAGGCAUUUAUUUGCACCGAGAUAACACAACAAGGAACUCUACUGCCUCCUUUCUUCAAAUUCUCUGAAACCAACAAAAACCUCACUCUGUUCUAUAACUGUAAUCCACCUGAUGGGCUAUCGCUACCGCCGGGUAAUACGAGUGCUGAUUGCAGCCCCAACAAACCCUUCUUCGUCCCUGAUUGGAAGGAAAUUGAGAUGGGUCAUCGUUACAAGUGCAGCAAUGUGAGCGUUGCGGUUAAUCAGACGGUUUUCAACAAAGUCCAGGAGAGGGAAUUGACAUUGGUUGAUACUUUGAGACCGUUUUGGUUUGAUGUGGAGUGCAACAGUAGUGCGGUUUUCUGUCCUCAAUGUGAGAACUUUGGUGGGAAAUGCGAAAUCAAUUCGAGUUCAGAUCAGUAUCUACAAACAGCGUCAUGCCAGCAUCCUCCAGGUCCAGGUCCGGAUGAAGGUCCGGAUGAAGGUCCAGAUGAAGGUCCGGGUCGAGGUAUGGAUUAUCUAUGCAAAACAAUUUGUUUUUAGUUUGGUGUAGUGCUUACGUCUUAGGAUUAUUCUGUUCUGGCAAGUCCAAUACUAUAGCUUCCUGGAAACUCACUGCUUGACGUUGUUCUGGUCUUCUUUGAACAAGUCAACGUGACUAGCAGCUUUGGUUGACUGCACUUUUAAACUUUAACCCAUUGGUGCAAAUUUGAAAUGACA
Messenger RNA from Rubroshorea leprosula, 1944 nucleotides. The record is from the annotation of a GenBank genome assembly. NCBI's taxonomy places the organism in Eukaryota, Viridiplantae, Streptophyta, Magnoliopsida, Malvales, Dipterocarpaceae.